AUGGAACCUUCCAUUGCGGCAAAAGCAGCCCAUGUUGUUCAGCAGGCAAAUGAAAGAUUGAAGAGAGAACGUCAGGAGACACAGGCUACUGCAGAGUGGGAGACACAUUCGAAAAAGAGAAGCAUACUGGAUGAACAUGGAAACUUGGCAUAUCAAACGGCCAUGGGAACUGGUCAUGUUGGCACAGGAAGUGUAUCUGGAGAUGGGGUCUACGGUUUUCGUGGCUCGGACAGAGAUCUGCAAGAAGUUGACUCAAUGGAGAUCAGAAAUGCAGCUGCAGAGACGGAGAAAAAGAAGGCGAAAGAGAGCAAGAAAGAAAAAGAAAAACGUUCCCUAAAAGGUCCUGCACAUGAUCCGAAUGGGACUGGCGUGUCUUUUGCUACCAAGACAGGAGACCAAGCCAAUAAGAGUGUCCAUAGAGCUACUGCUGAUGGUAAAAAUACAGAGGACCUUGCACCAGUGUCAAUGAAUGUUCCAGAUCCCGAUUUUCAUGAUUUUGACCUGGAUCGGACUGAAAGUUCUUUUGAAGAUAACCAGGUUUGGGCUGCAUAUGAUGAUGAUGAUGGCAUGCCGCGUUUCUAUGCUAUGGUUCAUAACGUUAUAUCUAGGAAACCAUUUAAGAUGAGAAUCAGUUGGCUUAAUUCAAAAACCAACAGUGAAUUUGGUCCAGCAGAUUGGGUAGGUUCUGGUUUCUAUAAACCUGUGGGGAAUUCAGGGUUGGUAAACAUGAAAUUUAUAUGUCUUUAA
Ilex paraguariensis (yerba mate) is the source of this 747-nucleotide messenger RNA. NCBI's taxonomy places the organism in Eukaryota, Viridiplantae, Streptophyta, Magnoliopsida, Aquifoliales, Aquifoliaceae. The record is from the annotation of a GenBank genome assembly.